AUGGAAACAACUGUCAUACCAGACAAAUUUAAACUAACAGAAGAACAGUUAAUUCAAAUUGGCAUUGAAGAAAAUAUCUCAAUCCUAGAUGUUCACCAUAUUGGAGCAUCACAAGGCAAUCUUCAUUUAAAUGAAAACCAAAUCCGAUCUUUAAUGACUCAUAUAAAUUUGGUUAACUGGAUGUCGUUAACUUCCACGUUACCAAUAGAACAACAACAAUCAUGGCUUAUUCUUCAACUCGAUCAAUUAAUCGAAUUAUGUAAUCAACAAAUGAUUGAUAUCGAUAAACUUCUUGAUAAUAUACCUACUUUACAAAAUUCAUCAUUAUUUGAUAGUUCUAAUAUUAAGUUUACUCUCACAUCUUCACAAAUCGCACAUUUGAUCAAUCAAAAUAAUUUUGAUAUUCGAAAAUUAAUAGAUAUCGAACAAAAUUUAAAACAACAAGACGUACAAGCUCAACAAUUUCGUUUAAAUUCAUCACAAUUGGCUUAUCUCUGUGCUCAUCAUCGUACUAUUAAUAAUCAAGGAAUUAUUGGACUUUCUGUUGCUCAGCUAAUAGGCAUCUAUAUGUUACAACAAAAAUUAAAUGAAAAUGAUCCUUCAUUAUUAUUUUCAUUGGAUUAUCAACAAAUCAAACAUCUAGCUUUAAUUCAAAACAUGAGUUUAGAACAUUUUCAUUCGUUACCUAGUUCCAACAAACCAUUCCAACUAACACACAAUCAAUUGAUUCAUCUUGCUAUGGAAAAUAAAAUACCAAUAAAACAACUAAUAUCAAUUCAUAAUGAUCAAAAAUCAAAAAUAUUCGAUCAGAAACAACUCUGUGCUUUGAUCAAUCAAAAUAGUCAACCAAAUAUGAUACAAAAGUCUGCUGAUCUUACUCAAUCGAUUGAUAAAUCAUUUCAUAUACAACAACAUGUUCAUUUGACUGUCGAACAAAUUUUUUCUCUUAUAAAAUCUUCUAAUAUUAAACUCAAUCAAUUGACAACUUGUACAACAGAACAUAUCGAUAUGAUAGAAUUUCGUUUUAAACCAGAACAACUAGCUACACUAUGGGAUAUGAAUAUUUCGAUUGAUGAUUUAGAAUACACUACAUCUUCACCAAGAUCAUUAUCUCAAUUUAUUCUCAGUGAUGAACAAUUUAGUAGUUUACUUUAUUCAGUUUCUACUUCUAUUCUGUCCACACAUUAUAAAUCAUCAAUCAUGAUGAAGCCAUUGAUUCAAUCCAAUAAAUCUAUUAACAUUAUAGAAAAAUCAACUGAUAUGCAAAAUCGAUUACAUUCUUCUCUUGCCGAUCAAUUGACAGCUAUGCAUGAACGACUUAAAUCAAGUAUACAAACUCAUAUUGAAACAGUCGAAAUAGUAUCCAAUUCAAUAUUAAAACGUAAUCGCAUUGAAAAUACUCUCAAUCUUGUUCAUCAAUUGAGUCUACAUUCUAUUGAUGAUAUAUCUACUAAAGAAGUAGAAACUAUUCCAUCAUUUAUACUCGAUUUACUCAAAAUAAACACAAUAACAGAAAAUGUUUACAAAUCAAUUAAGCAAGAUGAAAUAACAUCAGAUAUACUAGAUAAACCUGUUAAACUUGCUACAAAAUCAAAAGAAAUGAUUGAUCUUAUUGCAAAUGGUAAUUUAAACAAGACAAUAAUCGAAAGUAUUCAAACUUAUGAACUUAGUUUUUCUCAAAUUUAUAAAAUUCAAACACAACUACUUACUCCAAAACUUAUUGAAGAAUUCAAAUCAGAAAAUCUCUCGAAACGUAUUCUCGAUGCAUAUAAAAGUCAAUCACCAUUGCAAAUUAUUAAUAAAGUUCGUUCAUCAGUAACACAAUUGAAUAAAUUACUUCUUCAACAGUCAUCAAGUAUUUCUCAGUCAGAUCCUACUAUAGUACCAAUCGUCCAACAGACAACAACACAAAAUAUUAUCACAACUGAUAAUGUAUUCGAGAGUGAUGAUCUUAAUACAGAAAAACAAAUUUCAUCUAACGAAAAUAUAAUUGACAAAUCAUAUCGAGUAACUAAACAAAAUCCAAUUAUUAUUUAUCCUAAAUCACCCACCAUUCGACAACAAAUUCUACACGAACUUCGUGAUCGUCUUGAUGGUCAACUACUUGAACUUAAAAAAGAAUAUGGUAUUGAACCUAUCAAAGGUAAGCCAUCGAUUCGACAGAUCACUACUAAACUUCGAACAGUGGAAAUUAUUAAAGAACUUGAAACAUUAAUUGGUCGACAAAUAGAUGAAGUCGAUAUUUUAAAUAUUCUUGAAGGUCACAUAAGUGCUUUACUCGAUGAAGUACAAGUAGAUACUAACCAAACAAAUGUAUUGUUUAAUCGUAAUAGUCAACAACGAUUAAAUAGAAUCAAUGAACGAAUUCAAUUAGUUAAUAUUCUUCAACAUGAUAUCGAAAACAAAAGAUUAAAACGUCAAAUGAAUCUCGAAGAAUUAACUGCACUUGUUCUUGAAGAUAUUCAAAAAUUUGAACAACUUACGAAUAUUCAUCUUACAACAGAUGAUUUACGUAUUAUAUCAAUGAAUCGUUUUUCAUCACUUGAACAAUCUAUAACUCGUCAAUUAUCAGAAUCUGAAUAUCGGUAUUUACUUGAAAAUCAUUUACCAUUUGAUUAUAUCGAACAAAAAGUUCUUAAACGACCAUUAACAAUAGAAGAACGUAUUGAACAAGAAGAAUUGACUUUACAACCAUAUCAAGAAUUAUUUACCGAUAAAACUUCUAUUUUAUCUAAAAAAUUUAUAGACAAUUUAAAACAACAACAAAAUAUUAAACUUACUCAUACACAAUUAGAACAAAUUUUACAAUAUCGAGCACAACUGGUUGAUCAAUAUGAUAUUAUUCAUUCAAUUUCUCCAUUGAUUAAAAUUAUUGAAGAACAACUUAAUCGUUCAUUAGCUGUUGAUGAAAAGAAACGUUUAAUAGAUGAUGAUUAUUCUAUGAUUGAACAAAUUAAAAAUCUAAAAUACAAUAAUAUCAAUAGAAAAAUUCUUCCUAUUACAGCAUCACUUCUUCAAUUAGUUGAAAAUACACAAGAUAAAAAUUUAUUAGAAAAUAUAAAAUAUCUUGAAAAUGAUAUUGGACGAUCAUUAACAAAACAAGAAAUAAUUAUGGUUGCAAAUGGUGAUAUUAUUGGUCUUGAAAAAUCAUUUAAUAAAUCAUUAACAACAGAAACAAUUAAAUCAAUGUAUAAUAAUCGAUUUAUUGAUCUUAAAAAUGAAUUAAAUCGUAAUUUAACUGAUAAAGAAAUACGUGAUAUUCUCAAUGGUAAAUUAAGUGGUAUCGAAAAAGUACUUGGUCGACAAUUGACAUCUACUGAACGUUUGACAUACAAACCAGUCAAUAUAAUCGAUUUGACUGCAUCUCAACUUACACAUACUCCUUCUAUUGAUACAACAGUUCAAGAAUUAGAAGAUGUUUUAGAGCGUCGUUUAACAUUAGAUGAAAUUCAAUAUCUAGCAGAUCAACAAAACAAUGUAGUAAAAGAAGAUUUUAACAAAAAACUAUCAUCUAAUCAAUUAGAUAUAAAGGAAGUAUCACAAAUACAAUUAACAGAUUUUGAAAAAGAUAAUUCUCAUGAAGAUUUAUUCAUUUUUGAUCGAAUAUUGAAACAACCAAUUCAUUUCACUUUAUCCGAAAUUGAAAAAGCUAUAGGAAAAAGUUUAAAUAGUGAUGAACUUAAACGAUUUGCUGGUUCACGUUUCAUUCAAAUCGAAUAUGAUUUAGGCAAAUCAUUAAGCGAUUUACAACGAUCGAAUUUACUUAAUGGAGAUAAAUUAACUAUUGAAAGUUUAAUUGAUCGACAAUUAUCUCCGGAAGAAACAGGGCCUCAUAUUGUUGAUAUAACAAAUAUUGAACGAAUUCUUAAUCGAUCAUUAACAUUAGAUGAAUUAACUAAUUUAGCAGGUGAUCGUUUUGAUGAAAUUCGUAUAAUAUUUCAACGACCAUUUAAACAUGAAGAAUUAAUUGAUUUAUUAAAUGGAAAUUAUACGAAAAUUAUCAAACUAAUUAAUGAAAAAUUAAAUAUACAAAAAGAAGAUGAAUUACAAGAAUUACCUGUUAAUCGUAUAAGAUAUUUUGAAAAUAUUCUUCAUCGUAAAUUAUCUCCACAUGAAUUACUUCGUUUUGCUGAAAAUCGUUUUGAACCAUUAUCACGUUUACUUAGUGAUGUUAUGAAAUCUGAACAAAUUUUAGAUUUAGCAUCAGGUCAUUAUGAUAAAAUUGAAAUAUUUUUUAAUCGUUCAUUAACAUCGAAAGAAAAAUAUGAUUUAAAAAAAAGUAUCUUACAAGCUAAUAUAAAAUAUUCAAAUUCUUAUGAUGAACUUGAAUAUAUUAUACAAAGAAGAUUAAAUGAACAAGAAUUACGAACACUUAUUGGUAAUCAAUAUCAUGAAAUUGAAAUACGUUUAGGUAAAUUAUUAACAGAAAAACAAAUACGAAAUAUUUUACAUGGAGAAUAUGAUUAUUCAUUAAUUGAAGUUGAAGAUCUUAUUAAUUAUUUAAAACGAAAAUAUCAAGAUAAUCAGAAACGAACACAAAAUAUUUUUAAUCAACUUAUUAAAAAAAUAGAUCAAGAUUAUAUUGAAUCUCCAAAAGAAUCUAUUAUAAUAAAACCUUUAAGACAAUUUAAUGUUACUUCAUCUAUUCAACAGAAACAAUCUGAUCUUGAAUUUCAUCAAAGUACUAGUGAAUUAUUAGAACAACUAUCGAAUGAUGUAGAAAAACAUAAAAUAAUUAAACGACAAGAUAGUUUAGUAGAUUCACAUUCAUCAGAAAUAUUCGAUAAUAAAAGUAUAUCAAGUUAUGAUGAAUUAAAACAUUAUCAACAACAAUUAUUAUCCGAUAAAGAAAUCACUCCAAAAUCUUUUUUCUCAUCUCAUGAACUAAUUUCAUCUGUUGUUGUUGUUGAUGAUGAAAUUCAACCAAACAAAGCAUUUGAAAAUAUAACACGUAUUGUUGAAUCAAUUGCUGAUAAAGAACAUAUUGAAGAAAUGACAACUGUGACUAAUGCUAUUGAUAAAUUUCAAAUGAAAUUUUCUCGAAAUGUUGAUAAGCCUAGCUAUCAUCAAACAACAGCAACAUGGUUAUCAAAUCUUUAUAAAGAUACAACAUUUUCUUAUCCACCAACAAUUGAACCUAUUGAUAAUAAAUUAAUUAAUCGUGAACUUUCUUCACCACAAAUUCAUACUGAUGAUGAUUUAUAUUUGGGUUGGACAUUAUUUAAAAGUAUUGACCGUCCAGAUUUAGGUUUAAAAGAAGAAAAACCACGUAUGAUUAAUGUUAAACAUAUAGCACAGACUUAUGUGGUUGGUAUACCUGAAGAAUAUGCUGACACUAAAACAAAAGGUAAGAAAAUUAUGAACUUUAAAAACAGUCAUAUAUGUAUAUGCUAUAUAUUACCAAAAGCUAUUGCAAAUAAAAUCUAUCAAGAAAAAUCUAUACUUCCUCGUUCACCCAAAUCUCGAAUAAUAAAAGAAAUGACUGAAUUUGUUUCACAAUUAUUUCAUAUGCCAAUGAUUAAUGAUGCUACCCAUUUUAUUGUUCCAUCACGAACUUAUAAUGAUAUUAUCGAAUCUACAAAUAUAUAUGAAUCAGAAAUUAUUCAUAUUGAAGAUGAUGAAUUACAAAUGCGUGAUUCACCAGAAACACUUGAAUGGUAUGAAGAAUGUAUUCAACGAAAUAUUCAAAUACAUGCUCAAAUUCCUACUGAAUAUCAGCCAUCGAUUGUUUAUUGUCAUACAGGUCGUCAGUCAGUAAUAACACCAGCUAAACGUGUUGAACAACGAAAAAUAUCAAUAGAAGAUGCUAUGGUAAAAUCCAAAGUAGUAUUAGAUCAACCAGAAUCAAAAGUACCCAAAGGUAUAUCUACAUUCAAUAGUGGUUUUAUUGAACGUCGUAAUCAAUCAUUACUUGAUUUUCAAUCUAUAGAAUCUACAUCAACAUCUCAAACGGUAACUGAUUUAAUUAUACAUACAAUAACAACUUCUCAAAAGACAAAUUUAUUAGAAGCUUUAGAAGAAUUAUUUUCUCAAGAAAAUCUUGAUACAUAUCAAAUAACUGAAAGUCAUUGGCAUGAUAUAUUUCUUAUAUUACUUAAUUCAUAUCUUCGUUCACAAUCAAUAAAUCGUCAAGAAAUUUUUCAACGAUUAACAGAUAAACUUCAUGAUUUACGGAAUAAAGAACGUCGACGUUCAUCAGAAUUUUAUCCAAAUAUUUCAAUAGCAUCAUCAACAAUUGAUGAAAUAAUAAAUACGUCGAAUGAAUCUGAUAUAAUAGAAACUAAACGAAAAAGUUUUCAUUUUGGAUUACGAUCAUCAUUUGAUAGUAUGAAUAGUAUUCAAAGUCAAAAUGAUUUAGAAUAUAAUAGUAUACCAGUCAUAAUAGAUCAACAAAGUAUUAUUAAUCAAGAAAAAAUACUUUCAUCAACAAAUAAUAAUUCUUUAAUACAAUCAUUUUCACAAAAUCAUUCUUCUAUAGCAAAAUCUAAAAUAGUCUCUCAUGAUCUUGUUCCUAAGAAAAGUUCUCAGUUUCAAUCAAACAUAGAUAAAAUUAAUGUAAAUUCAAUCGAACAUAUCAACAAACAUUCAUCUGUUAUAAGACAAAAUUUAUCAAUUAAUUCAAAUGCUAUUAAUGAACAUCAAUGUUCUUCAACUCCUAUGAAACAUCGUCGAUAUAAGAUUACUGUUAUGCAUAGUGAUGAACCAUUAGAUAUACUUUCAAAUCACGUCAAGACAUCAACGGAAUCUACUAAACUUCCUCCAAUUGUACCUAAAAAAGGAUUAUUUUCAACAAAACAAUCUAUAUCAACAGCAUUAUUCGAUAAUCAACUACUACCGUCUUCAUCGACUACAACUACAACUAAACAGAUUCGAAAGAAAAUAUUUUCUAACUUUCGAAAUAAAUAA
Rotaria sordida is the source of this 6906-nucleotide messenger RNA. NCBI's taxonomy places the organism in Eukaryota, Metazoa, Rotifera, Eurotatoria, Philodinida, Philodinidae. The record is from the annotation of a GenBank genome assembly.